CAGCAGCAUGCCACAUGAGGUGUCACUGGAUCCCCAGUCGAGCAGAUAGUGAGCGACAAUGAGUAUGGUGCAGGAGACGGCCACAUGGAAAAACAAAGCCGUCUCUAAAGUCAGUGACAUGUCCAGGGGUGGCAAUAGAACAGAUAAGGGCGAUGACAAGGUGGACCUGUGUGGCCGGGGGAGUUGGUGGCUGGGAACACUGAAAGACACACCCAUUCCAGGUGUCUAUCACGUUCGUGACUUCAUCGAAGAAGCUGAACUGAACCCAGUGAGGAAGACCUAUGGUUUCAAAGGUGUGGGGAGAAAAGCCCACACUCAGGGUGUACGUAAGGGAGAUUUGCUUCUACCUGGGGCGUAUGACUACACUGACUCCAUCCAAGAGCUCCUGAAGCACCGGGCAUCCUACUCUUUCAAAAACUGUCCACGGCCCGACAUCAUCACCCUGGGCAUCAGGGACAAGCAUAUAAACACUUCACCGUGCGACUACGAUGUGACAGCGAAACCAGUGGAGAAGAUUCCCUGCAAGCAUGUGAUGUUUCGGUCGAGCGUGCAGCGGAUCAGCUUUCCUCCUAAGCAAGGACCUGCUCCAGGCCACUAUAACCCACAGACCAGACCAGGAAAAGGCAUCACUUCCUGCUUCAAAUCCACAUUGCCACGGCUCCACUGUGUGCACUCCAAGACCCCAGGACCAGGGGCCUACGAACCUUGCUGGAAGUUGGGCGACCGUCUGAACACAGAAGCCAUAGACCCAUCAUUCAGCCUCUUCUUCCGCAACAUUCUCUAGUGUGGACUUUAAUUCCGGCUAUGUCUUGAUCCCACCAUCACCUCCUCAUCCUGUCAGCUUGGUGGCAGACCACACAUGACGGCUGUUUAUGUAAUAACAGUAAAAUAAGGAAUGCA
Molecule: messenger RNA, 900 nt
Organism: Epinephelus moara (kelp grouper)
Lineage: Eukaryota; Metazoa; Chordata; Actinopteri; Perciformes; Serranidae
Gene: stpg4
Product: sperm-tail PG-rich repeat containing 4
Exons: 8
Coding region: 59-784 (241 amino acids)
Biological process (GO): epigenetic programing of male pronucleus
Cellular component (GO): germinal vesicle; female pronucleus; male pronucleus
Molecular function (GO): chromatin binding; histone binding
Source: RefSeq, a predicted model, not a curated record